GCGGCGCCGGGCAGGCCUGAGCGGCGGCGCGCGGCGCCCGGCCCGCGGGGAUGCGGGACCGGCUGCCGGACCUGACGGCGUGUCGGAAAAAUGAUGAUGGAGACACAACUAUUGUUAUUGAAAAGGACCAUUUUAUGGAUGAAUUCUUCCAUCAGGUUGAGGAGGUCAGAGACAGAAUAGCUAAAAUAGCUCAGUACGUUGAAGAGGUAAAGAAAAACCACAGCAUCAUUCUUUCUGCACCAAACCCAGAAGGAAAAAUAAAAGAAGAACUUGAAGAUCUGAACAAAGAAAUCAAGGAAACUGCUAAUAAAAUUAGGACCAAGUUAAAAUCUUUUGAACAAAGUUUUGAUCAGGAUGAGAGUGGGAACCGAACGUCAGUGGAUCUUCGGAUACGAAGAACCCAGCAUUCAGUGCUGUCUCGAAAGUUUGUGGAAGUUAUGACAGAGUAUAAUGAAGCACAGACUCUAUUUCGGGAGCGAAGCAAAGGCCGGAUACAGCGUCAGCUAGAAAUAACUGGAAAAACUACCACUGAUGACGAACUAGAAGAGAUGCUGGAAAGUGGGAAUCCCUCCAUUUUCACGUCGGACAUUAUAUCAGAUUCACAGAUUACUAGACAGGCUCUCAAUGAAAUUGAGUCACGUCAUAAAGACAUUAUGAAGCUGGAGACCAGCAUCCGAGAGCUGCAUGAGAUGUUCAUGGACAUGGCCACGUUCGUUGAGACUCAGGGCGAAAUGAUCAACAACAUAGAAAAAAACGUUAUGAAUGCCACAGACUAUGUAGAACAUGCUAAAGAAGAAACGAAAAAAGCUAUUAAAUAUCAAAGCAAAGCAAGAAGGAAAAUGAUGUUCAUUAUUAUUUGCGUAGUUGUUUUGCUUGCGAUCCUUGGAAUUAUCCUAGCAGCAACACUGUCAUAGCAACCAUGUCCCAAGAGCCAUUUAUCCUUGGAGUCAGACCAUAUCUGCAGCAAAUGAGCCUCCUCCCCUUUCAUGAAUGAAUCCUAGACAUUGUGACACGUGGCAUUGAGUGCUGACUUUUUAUUAGUGAAUUCAAGGAGAAAACGCAACAGAAUGUAUUGUUUGGUGAGAAAAGCAGAAUGGAUGUGAUGAGUUAACCCAAACAUCCUCGGCUCUACAUAACACACCACAAAAAAUUAACAACGUGAAACUGGUUUCAGUGGCCUUAAAAUAAGGAAUUAUUGAAAUUUUCAAUUUUUUAAAAUAUUUCAGUGUUAAAAAUGUAUGUGAGGUUUAAUUAGGAAUGUCUUAUGUUAUGAAGCUAUUAGAUGUGAGGUCUAAGACUUUCUUCCCUCUCCCGGCUAACAUGCUGAUUGAGACGUUUUUGUACUGUGUUUAAUUUGUGUUUGUUUAUGUUUGCAAAAAUUAUUUUUAUUAUCGCAGAGCUGUUUUGUAAGAUAUCUAUAAUUUUAAAUGUUUAUAAAUUGUUUAAUAUAUUAACAUCUUAAUUUACUCCAAUUUUAUAUAUUAACUAUUGCCUUUUAAAAGAAAUAGGAAGGUUCAUGAUAUUAGAGCCAUUUUUGCACAGUUGUUUACAAAGUUUGCCAUCGGCCUAGGAGACGUUGGUUGCAAGGUUCCCCAAAAAGCCUUUCCUAGUGCCUUCUGUUAAAAUGGAUUUAAAUGCGCCCAACACCCUGCAGGAAAAGCUUGAUCGAUUAUUGUACUCAGCUCCAUUUCUAGCUGUUUCAUCACCCAAGAUAAUAAAUUAGUUACUGCACUGUAAAGACAGUGCUCUCUUCUUUUAUUCAUUACAAAAUGAGGUUUGUGAUUCCCUGUUUACACUAAUAAAGUCUCAAUUUAAGAUGGUGAUAAAACCAAAUUUUAAACUCAAGGGGAUUAUUCCCAGACAUUAAGUAAGUCUUUUAAAUUUCAACUGCUGUACAGAUCACCUAAAUGUUCUUGUUCUGUACCUACUCUCCUGCUGAACUUUAAAAGUUAAUUCCGAAAGUUUACAGGAAUCUAUGAUAAUUAACUUUUUUUUUUUUUUUUUUUUGCGGUACGCGGGCCUCUCACCGUUGCGGCCUCUCCCGUUGCGGAGCACAG
Physeter macrocephalus (sperm whale) is the source of this 2057-nucleotide messenger RNA. RefSeq names its product syntaxin 2 (gene STX2). Gene Ontology annotation, cellular component: plasma membrane; synaptic vesicle; SNARE complex. The transcript has 10 exons. Gene Ontology annotation, biological process: synaptic vesicle fusion to presynaptic active zone membrane; intracellular protein transport; exocytosis. NCBI's taxonomy places the organism in Eukaryota, Metazoa, Chordata, Mammalia, Artiodactyla, Physeteridae. The record is from RefSeq and is a predicted model, not a curated record. Gene Ontology annotation, molecular function: SNARE binding; SNAP receptor activity. Bases 51 to 914 code for a protein of 287 amino acids.